AUGGCUGAUGCUCCUGAUCGAGCUGUUGCUGCUGCCCGGUUGCACAGUUUGAGACCGGAUUAUCCAAAUCCUGUUGCUGAUGCUGAAAGCAUUGUUUCCAAAGCAAUCAGAGAUGGUGCAAUCCAUGCCACUUUAGAUCAUGCUAAUGGAUGGAUGGUAUCAAGGGAGACUGGGGACAUUUACUCUACCAAUGAGCCUCAGAUAGCUUUCAACUCGAGGAUUGACUUCUGCCUCAAUAUGCACAAUGAAGCUGUGCGUGCCCUUCGUUUCCGGUCAAACUCCCAUAAAGAGAAGGAAAGUGCAGAAAAGAGGAGAGAGAGACAGCGGCAAGAGCAAGAACUUGCUAAACAUAUAGCUGAGGAGGAGGAUGAUGAAUUCUAA
Salvia splendens (bonfire salvia) is the source of this 381-nucleotide messenger RNA. RefSeq names its product probable 26S proteasome non-ATPase regulatory subunit 3. Gene Ontology annotation, biological process: ubiquitin-dependent protein catabolic process; regulation of protein catabolic process. Bases 1 to 381 code for a protein of 126 amino acids. The record is from RefSeq and is a predicted model, not a curated record. Gene Ontology annotation, molecular function: enzyme regulator activity. NCBI's taxonomy places the organism in Eukaryota, Viridiplantae, Streptophyta, Magnoliopsida, Lamiales, Lamiaceae. The transcript has 2 exons. Gene Ontology annotation, cellular component: proteasome complex; proteasome regulatory particle, lid subcomplex.